ACGGAGGGGCCGAGCGCCCGAGCCGCGCCGCGGGGACCGAGCGAGCAGCCCGAGGCGGCGGAGGCGGCCGAGGACGGGGACGGCGACGACUCGGAGGCGGAGAGGAAGCCGCCCGGCCCAGCCCCGUGAAGCAGGCAGAGCGCAGCGAGGUGUCUGUCUGUCGAGGCCGCCAUGCCGUUCCCGUUUGGGAAGUCCCACAAAUCCCCCGCAGACAUCGUGAAGAACCUGAAGGAGAGCAUGGCCGUGCUGGAAAAGCAGGACAUUUCGGACAAAAAGGCAGAGAAGGCCACGGAAGAAGUUUCCAAAAAUCUGGUUGCCAUGAAAGAGAUUCUGUACGGCACGAAUGAGAAAGAGCCGCAGACGGAAGCAGUGGCGCAGCUGGCUCAAGAGCUGUAUAAUAGUGGGCUCCUGAGCACCCUCGUGGCGGACCUGCAGCUCAUUGACUUUGAGGGCAAAAAAGAUGUGGCUCAAAUUUUCAACAAUAUUCUCAGAAGACAAAUUGGUACAAGGACUCCUACUGUUGAAUACAUCUGCACCCAACAGAAUAUUUUGUUCAUGUUAUUGAAAGGGUAUGAAUCUCCAGAAAUAGCUCUAAAUUGUGGAAUAAUGUUACGGGAGUGCAUCAGACAUGAACCACUUGCAAAAAUCAUUCUGUGGUCAGAACAGUUUUAUGAUUUCUUCCGAUAUGUUGAAAUGUCAACAUUUGACAUAGCUUCAGAUGCAUUUGCCACAUUCAAGGAUUUGCUCACAAGACAUAAAUUGCUCAGUGCAGAAUUUUUGGAACAGCAUUAUGAUAGAUUCUUCAGUGAAUAUGAGAAGUUACUUCAUUCAGAAAACUAUGUGACAAAGAGACAGUCACUCAAGCUGCUUGGUGAGCUGUUACUAGACCGACACAACUUCACAAUUAUGACAAAAUACAUCAGUAAACCCGAGAACCUCAAACUAAUGAUGAAUCUCCUACGAGACAAAAGCCGUAACAUCCAGUUUGAGGCCUUUCACGUUUUCAAGGUGUUCGUCGCCAACCCCAACAAGACGCAGCCCAUCCUAGACAUCCUCCUCAAGAACCAGACCAAACUCAUCGAGUUCCUCAGCAAGUUUCAGAACGACAGGACCGAGGACGAGCAGUUUAAUGACGAGAAGACCUACUUGGUCAAACAGAUCAGGGACUUGAAGAGACCAGCCCAGCAAGAGGCCUAACCGCUCCCCGUAAACAUCCAAACUAGUAAACCCAAACCCAGCACUUGCUGUUAGCUCUGCGGCAUCAGGCACUCUUUCCGAUUCAUGAGGAACAUUACUGCUCAUCUGCUGUUAAGUGAACGGUUUUCCUUUUACCUUGUUUUGUUUGUUUUUUUUUUUUAGUCGAACCUGGAGAAGGUAGCUGCUGCUUUCUUGCACACUAGAGCACACGUGGACUUUUCUUGAUCUUGGUGUCAUUUCAGGAUUCAGAGACCCUGUUUGCUGUAGGAGCUGUGGACACGGCUAGGUUCCCGAGGGCAGAAGCAGGGGUGGUGUGUGGCGGAGGGCGGAGGGCGGAGGGCGUCGGUGGGGUCGGACUGACCUGCGGGCUUGCGGCGGUCUUUGUGAGAGCUGGGCGUGGGUUCUUGGUGAGAAGGUCGCCUUCACCAGAGGAAGACCGUGCUGUGUGUGGAAUCGGGUCCACACCCAUGACGUAAGCUUUUGGGUGGAUAAAAUUGACAUGAGAAUAACUUGAUACUGAAACUUAGCAACUUCUUAAAAGUGUGAAGCUUCAUAAGGUCAUGAGGAAAAUGUAUAUAUGCUUUUCACAGCUUUCUAGAAUUUUUUGACUUUUGAUUUUCCUAAGACUUGUAAACCUGGAUAUGUCGGAAGGUGUUUGUUAAUUUCCCUUUUGGAAGGUCUUUUCAAACAGUAGAGCUAGCGACAACACCUUGCAUAUCAUUUCAACGAUGCUUAUAGGUUUCUUUUGUAUAUAAUUCUUAGAAUGCUCAUUUCUUUUAAAUGAUUUAAUUUGUACAGCAGAGGAAUGUUAUUGUAUUAGUAUGUAACUAUUACCUAAUAUUGAGUUUUUGCAAAAAAAAAAUGAAUGCUUAUAUGUAAUUGAAAUACUUCAGAUCACAUGAAAAUGCUGAUUUAACAUUUAAGUACCACAGCAUUAAAAGGAAAAAGUAAACCAGUCCUUCGUAUUCAGUUACCUAAUGGGGUGCCAUCAGGAGGGUACAACACAGACUCGGAACUCAGCUCCACCUUCCUGCACGAGACUGGCCUUAUCCGUGUAAAACGAGCGGUGAGUUUGCUAGACCUGUGAGUGACACCGGUCACGCUAAGUUAGCGCUGACCCCGUGUGUGCGGGAGGCCCGUCAUAGAGCACCUCGGGCGCCCUCUUUAGAGCAAGUGACCCGGCACCAUAGUCGUGAAACUGAGUAGUUGAGACUUCGGCUUCUCUUGGGAAGAGUUCCUAGUCAUAGGUGUUCUAUGGGGAGAUUUAUUUUUUUUAAUGUCCUGUUCCUUAAUGCUGCAAAUUAUCAGUAUUUAUAAAGUAACUGAUUUUGCACCACUCUUUUGUUACUGUGACCACGGCAGAGCAGCGUCUCCUAGAACACAUCCCUGCGAAGUUACUAGAAGGGAAUCUGUUCAUCUUAGCGAUGCAAAGGCCACAACUAACCACGUGCAGACCAGAGUUUGCCGGUUCAAAUCCAGCAUGGCUGUGGCUGACUGAGAAAUUUACAUGAUUAUUCUUUGCUAGCCUCUCUUACUAAUUGAAUUAUUUAUCGGCCAGUAAAAUGAGACUCCCGAGUGAUGUUCCGACAGGCUGUAAGAGCACCAGUUAGAAAAAUAGCCCCAGAAAACACGGAUGCAUUUCGUUGUAUUGAAUUACACAACGGCCUGCAUCGAGAUUGGUUCUCCAAGGCCGUCCUGACCACCGGCUGUGUGAGAGCUUCCGUGUGUCCCCUCGGCGGUAGGGGGAGCGGCCUCAGCUCCCCGAAAUGAAAGCGCCAGGGGGUGGGGACGGCAGGCUUGGCCAGGACGGCACGCCCUGGGCCUCCUGCGCUGGGGCUGGUGUCAGGGCCCCUCCCGUGAGAAUGUCACCCCGGCUGGAAGGAAGGCUCCCCUGCUGGGCGGGUUCCGGGAACCGGAGAAGAUGCAGCAGCCUCCACGCGGGGGCGCCCUCGCAGCGCUCGGGGGCGGGGCAGUGAGGGCGCAGCGUGCCCGGGACUGCGGGCAUGGUGCCGCCCACGGGGGUCUGGAGGGAGUUACGGUUGGGGGGCUCUUUGUUUGUUUGUUAACAAAAAUGUGAAAACAUUCAAGGUUGAAAAGUUGCAUUUGAAGUUAUGACCAUUUAAUAUAUUCCUAUACCAAAACUACUAUACUGGAAGUGGUUUCUUUGUGUUUAGAGGUUUGAUUUUACAUGAGCCGGUCGCUCCAUGUGAUUUUUCACCCUGAACAGCCCAAGGUGGGGGUGUACGCAGUGGUUGGCGGUGUCGUGGGGCGUUCCUUUCUCCCCAGGGAAAGUAAAUUUCUUGUCCGACUAUCUGGCUGGCCCUGUAAUUUAAAUUCAAAUAAAAUUUUGGAGAAACACU
This is a messenger RNA of Phyllostomus discolor (pale spear-nosed bat), 3557 nucleotides long. RefSeq names its product calcium binding protein 39 (gene CAB39). Gene Ontology annotation, biological process: intracellular signal transduction. The transcript has 9 exons. Gene Ontology annotation, molecular function: protein serine/threonine kinase activator activity. The record is from RefSeq and is a predicted model, not a curated record. The coding region runs from base 172 to 1197 and encodes 341 amino acids. NCBI's taxonomy places the organism in Eukaryota, Metazoa, Chordata, Mammalia, Chiroptera, Phyllostomidae.